AUGGAGUCUUCCAUGCAGAAAUCAAAAAUCCAGACCAAGGAGAUCCCUACUUUAUCUUCUUCUACUACUGACGCAGCUCCUGAGGGAUUGGAUAAUGGUGAUGAUGAUGAUGAUGAUGAUGAUGUUGGUGAUGAUGAUGUUAAUGAUGCAACAAGUUCCAGCUGUUACAAGUCAGGUCUUUUUGUCUUUCCAUUGGAUGAGUACACAACAGUUGUUGGGUUUGAAGCAGUGGUCUCUGGACGAGUAAUAACUGUACAAAUCAAGGACAAGGCAAAGACAGACGACUGUUACCUCGACUGCUGUAGCCUGCCGAAUGGUGGCCUUCAGAAAGAGAAUGGAAGGAUUCUUUUAGAUGAGGAUUUGGAAAGGGUCAUUUUUGCUGUGAAUGUUGGAAUUGUGCCUCCCAGUGAAAAAAUAACAGUCUUAAUCAGCACAUCCUCAGAGUUGCAGACACUGCCAAAUGGUGCAUUACGGGUUUUUAUUCCAUCAGUCUGUGUACCUCGUGUCCAAGUUUCCAGCACUGAAGAAAAUGGUCAGAGUAUAACCCAUCAGCAAAAACGUGGUCACCACCAUUGCUCCUAUGAGCAAACUGCAAGCACUAACCAGUUUAGUAUAGCAUUGCUUGUAGAAGAAGAAACCACUAAUGCUUCUGAGUAUGACUUCAGCUUUCGUCUUGAGAUUCGUGGACCAUACCUACUUGCAGGUGUUGAGAGUCCAACUCAUGAAAUUCGGGCAGAUGCAGAUCCGUCAGCCUAUUCUGCAACAAGCAUUAUGAUAACACUGGCCAAUAGACACACCUAUGAUAGACCCGUGGAAAUCAUCAUACACCCUAGUGAACCUCAUAUGGCCCACAUCCUCAUGGAAUAUGGUGACAUGACUCCUGAUGAGUAUGAGCAACACCUGAAGGGCAAGAGUGACUUUGUUAAAGGGACCAGGAAAGACCCAAGCUCAGAGAAAAAGGUGGAAAUCAUCAAGAAACGACUUAGCAAGGACAUACUUCACAAUCCAGUUGUCAUGCUGAACUUCUGUCCAGAUCUAAGAGGUGCUCAGCCAGAAUUAAAGAAAAUGCAUGGAGAAUUUAUAUUUCUUAUUGACAGAAGUGGAAGCAUGAGUGGGAUAAACAUCAAUCGUGUUAAGGAUGCAAUGUUAGUGAUUCUGAAAAGUCUGGUGCCUGCUUGCCUAUUCAACAUCAUUGGAUUUGGUUCCAGCUUCAAGACUCUCUUCCCUUCAAGUCAGGUGUACAAUGAAGAGACUUUGGCUUUGGCCUGUGAUUACUUGAAGAGAAUCCGAGCUGACAUGGGAGGAACAGACAUCUAUUCACCACUGAAUUGGAUUUUGCGUCAGCCAGUUAGCAGAGGACAUCCACGCCUGAUUUUUCUUCUAACUGAUGGAGCCGUAAGCAACACAGGGAAGGUCAUUGAGCUUGUUCGGAAUCAUUCUCGCUCCACAAGGUGCUAUAGCUUUGGAAUUGGGCAGAAUGCUUGUAGAAGACUAGUAAAGGGACUAGCUGUUGUUUCAAAAGGAACGGCUGAGUUUCUGGUAGAGGGCGAGCGCCUGCAACCAAAGAUGGUGAAAUCAUUGAAGAAGGCAAUGGCCCCUUCCUUGACUGAUAUCAGAAUUGACUGGUUCUUUCCAGAGACAGCUGAAGUCCUUGUGUCUCCAGUUGGCGCUAGCUUUCUUUUUCCUGGAGACAGAUUGAUUGGUUACAGUGUUGUAUGUGACACAUCAAGAUACCAUACAAAUCCAAAAUCUGAAAAGCGACAUCAGUACAACAUGAUGCAUUCUCAGGAAUCUGGUAGUUCGGUGUUUUAUCACUCACAAGAGGAAGAGUCAAACAAGACAUUAAGUGAGAGCAGAAAAUCUUCCAAAGAGGUGGCAGUAGGAUCUUUAAGAGACAGCUCUCAAGAACUGAGCCCAGAUAUUGCAAUUACUGAAGAUGUUGUAGGAACUAAUACAAAAUCACCAAGGAGGCGAGCUUACAGUACCAAUCAAAUAGCUGAUCAUGGUCCCUUUAAGAAGAGUCCAACAUCUAGUGAUCCAACAUCUGCAGCAGGGAAAAAUCCCCUUCGAAGAGCAAAGGCUCAGGACCUAGUAGGACAAACCAGUCCAGAGGGUCUGAUUUCAUUUCAGGUGGACUACCAGGCAAGCUUUAAGUCUGUAUACUUGCAGACAACAUGCUGUGUAUAA
Molecule: messenger RNA, 2187 nt
Organism: Protopterus annectens (West African lungfish)
Lineage: Eukaryota; Metazoa; Chordata; Ceratodontiformes; Protopteridae
Gene: VWA5B1
Product: von Willebrand factor A domain containing 5B1
Exons: 15
Coding region: 1-2187 (728 amino acids)
Source: RefSeq, a predicted model, not a curated record